AUUUAAAUCGUCCACAGUAAAAGAAUGCAUUCAUGCGAUACUGAAGGAGAAGCUGGCCAAUGUACAGUACAUCCCAGAAGAAAUGCCUCAGCUUACAAAGUCUUUAUCAGAGACAAUAAAAGACAGACUGAAAGAGGAGGGAUUUGACAGGUACAAAAUGGUGGUGCAGGUUGUCAUUGGAGAGCAGAGAGGAGAAGGAGUGAAUAUGGCUGCACGAUGUUUCUGGGAUGCUGACACUGACAGCUAUGCUCAUGAUGUGUUUAUGAAUGACAGCCUGUUUUGUGUGGUAGCUGCGUUUGGCUGCUUCUACUAUUGAAGACAGUAAACGUUGCACAGAAGGACAGAGGUGGGGGAGAAUACUUUAAAGUAUUUUUGUUAAAGUGCACAAAAGCAUCAUGUUCUUCCUUUAGUACCUAACAAAAUAACAGCUCUACAAAGCAUGUCCUACACCAGUUCUACACAUUACAACAUUCCUUCCUCCUUGUGGACAUCGAUAUAGCUUUAAGCACAAUAUUAUUAUAUCCUUUAUUUAAAUCGCCCUUUGUUUUUAUAGUGUGAUGGUUUUGUCCUAAAAAAGUGUAUUGCCAAUAGCCAUUGUUUCUAAGGCAAACUCAACUUCUGUAUUGAAAAGAUUCUGUUGCUUUUAUUUUUGUUAAUUUUCUGAAAUGAAUGAAAUAUUUAUAAGAAAUGUAAUAUAAUAAAUCUAUGUAUUUAAUA
Messenger RNA from Fulmarus glacialis (Northern fulmar), 717 nucleotides. RefSeq names its product Tctex1 domain containing 2 (gene DYNLT2B). Gene Ontology annotation, cellular component: cytoplasmic dynein complex; cytoplasm. Gene Ontology annotation, molecular function: dynein intermediate chain binding. The annotation marks the transcript as partial. Gene Ontology annotation, biological process: microtubule-based movement. The record is from RefSeq and is a predicted model, not a curated record. NCBI's taxonomy places the organism in Eukaryota, Metazoa, Chordata, Aves, Procellariiformes, Procellariidae. The transcript has 4 exons.